AGACUCUGUGGAUAAAACCCGCCCAUACUUGCCUCUGUACGGCUAAAACCCGCAGCACUCUCUCUGUCUCCACUAUCUUCACUGGUAAUGGCAAAACCUCUCUAAUGCCAUAGCCAUGUCGAUGCCUAUCGCCACUCUCCCUUCUCCCACCUUCAAAAUUCUCUCACUUCAUCGUCUCAACCUUCGAAUUCGUAACGAUACUGUUUCAUUUCGUUCUUCGUCCAUCAAAACCCAACCCUUCAAUCCCCAACCCACCCGGAAAAGGUUUGGCCUUUUCUACUCUAGAACUUUAGGGUUUUGCCUGAAUGUAGCAGAGAAUGGACAAGGAGAGAGCAAGACUAGUGUUGAUGAUGAUGCUGAAAGGUUGGCUCGUGGAGAGAGUACUAUGCCUGAUAGGUUCAGGUACUUGACUAAGGAAGCGCCUGAUCCUCCUGUUACAUGGCCAUGGUUUGUGGCACUGGGUUUCCUUGUCUAUGCAUGGAGGGCUGUGUUAUUUGAACUAGCCAACUGGAAGAAGGCCGUACUGGCAGUUGUUAGUUUUGUGGGAUACCUUCUGAAACUUUUGUUGGCUGUAAUCUUCCAUUUCAUUGGGGAUCCAAUCACUUCUUUGAUCAGAUGCAUAGAGACUCUAAUAUACACAGUUCGGGCUUUCUAUUCUGGUAUAGUUGCAUAUGCUCCUGUUCCAGAGUUGACUAUGAUUAUUUUGCUUGCAUCAGCAGUUCUUGCUGUUGCUGAAGCUGCUGCUCCAAACUCUAUAAUCAGCCAACCAUAUCUUCUUACAAUAUCUGGCCUGGUUGGCUAUGCAGCUGUGAGGAACUACAUCUCUGAGCCACUCUUCUGGACGCUUCUACUGGGUUUUUAUGGUUUCUCUCGAUUAGUUAAAAAGAGAGAUCAUGUAACAUCUGCUUUGCCUGCAGCUGCUGUAUUGGCUGCCGUUGGAGAACCCUGGGUUAGAGUUUUAGUGAUGCUUUCCUAUCUGGCUCUAGCUAUUUAUCACCAUUCAUGGAAGCUUUCCAAAGGAAAAGAAGAAGAUGAAGUUGCGGCAACAGGUCAAAGGGUUCCAGUGCCAUUGUUAUGUGCAGCCUUAGCCAUCGGAAUUCAUCUUGCUGCUAAGUGGGCUGGGUACCGGCACUUGACGUGGAUGAUAGUAUAAUGGUUAAGAAUUGUAUGGAAAUGAUAGGGGUUUUUAGUUGGCUCAAGGUGCAAUACCUGGGGCGAUCUUCUGGCUUUAUGCUGGGUACCUUUAGGUAGGUUUUCCUGUUCAGAUGUGCUGCAUUUAUGUUAAAUAGUGUACAAUUGCGAAAGUUCGGGGAUAAAUAGGUUUUAUGCAUUCCAAAAAAAUGGUCAAUUAGGUUGGAGAUAUUAGAUAUUUUGUUUAUCGCUUAUCGAAUCUAGCUUCACAGUAACAUAAAUUCCUUCUUCAGAAUUAUGCUAUAAAACAUUUUGCAA
Messenger RNA from Hevea brasiliensis (rubber tree), 1449 nucleotides. RefSeq lists its product as uncharacterized. The transcript is spliced from 2 exons. The record is from RefSeq and is a predicted model, not a curated record. NCBI's taxonomy places the organism in Eukaryota, Viridiplantae, Streptophyta, Magnoliopsida, Malpighiales, Euphorbiaceae. The coding region runs from base 116 to 1153 and encodes 345 amino acids.